Molecule: messenger RNA, 1829 nt
Organism: Ahaetulla prasina
Lineage: Eukaryota; Metazoa; Chordata; Lepidosauria; Squamata; Colubridae
Gene: SEC23B
Product: SEC23 homolog B, COPII coat complex component
Exons: 13
Coding region: 83-1591 (502 amino acids)
Biological process (GO): intracellular protein transport; COPII-coated vesicle cargo loading; endoplasmic reticulum to Golgi vesicle-mediated transport
Cellular component (GO): endoplasmic reticulum exit site; COPII vesicle coat
Molecular function (GO): GTPase activator activity
Source: RefSeq, a predicted model, not a curated record
GAUACUGUGGGAAAUCAGUCUUUAAAAGAAUGCAACCUAUGAUUGAUCUAAUUCGCAAAUGAGAUAACUAAUUUAGUAAUUUAUGUAUGUUUUUUAUUCUGUUUUUUUCUCCACUUCUAAGGGAUCAUUUCCAAAUACUGGGGCUAGAAUAAUGUUGUUUACUGGAGGGCCACCAACUCAAGGGCCAGGCAUGGUGGUAGGAGAUGAGCUGAAAACUCCGAUUCGUUCGUGGCAUGAUAUAGAGAAAGACAAUGCACGAUUCAUGAAGAAAGCCAUGAAACAUUAUGAGGGAUUGUCUAAUCGUGCUGCUGCUAAUGGGCAUUGCAUUGAUAUUUAUGCAUGUGCUCUUGAUCAGACUGGUCUUCUGGAGAUAAAGUGUUGUACAAAUAUAACUGGGGGUUAUAUGGUGAUGGGAGAUUCUUUUAAUACUUCUCUCUUCAAGCAAACUUUCCAGAGAUUGUUUAGCAAAAAUCUUAGUGGAGAAUUCCGAAUGGCUUUUGGAGCAACUCUAGAAGUGAAAACUUGUAGAGAACUGAAGAUAGCUGGAGCUAUUGGACCAUGUGUAUCCUUAAAUGCCAAAGGGCCAAGUGUUUCUGAAAAUGAGCUUGGAAUAGGUGGCACAUACCAAUGGAAAAUUUGUGGACUUGACCCCACCAUGACUCUUGCCAUUUAUUUUGAAGUAGUAAAUCAGCACAGCACUCCAAUACCUCAGGGUGGAAGAGGAGCUAUCCAGUUUGUUACGCAUUAUCAGCAUUCCAGUACACAGAGGCGCAUUCGUGUGACUACUGUUGCUAGAAAUUGGGCAGAUGCACAGAGUCAGUUGCAGCAUAUUGAAGCUGCAUUUGACCAAGAAGCAGCUGCUGUCCUGAUGGCUCGAUUGGGUGUCUACAGAGCUGAAUCAGAGGAAGGGCCUGAUGUGUUGCGAUGGCUGGAUAGGCAACUAAUUAGACUUUGUCAGAAGUUUGGACAAUAUAGCAAAGAUGAUCCAAAUUCAUUUAGGCUGUCUGAUUCAUUCUCCUUGUACCCCCAGUUCAUGUUCCAUUUGCGACGAUCUCCAUUCCUUCAAGUAUUCAAUAACAGUCCAGAUGAAUCUUCCUAUUACCGUCAUCACUUUGCCAGGCAGGAUUUGACCCAGUCUCUUAUUAUGAUUCAGCCUAUACUUUAUUCUUAUUCAUUCUAUGGACCACCUGAGCCUGUACUAUUGGAUAGCAGCAGCAUUCUUGCUGAUAGGAUUCUGCUGAUGGAUACUUUUUUCCAGAUUGUUAUCUAUCUUGGUGAGACUAUUGCCCAGUGGCGUAAGGCUGGUUAUCAAGAUAUUCCAGAAUAUGAAAACUUCAAGCAUUUACUGCAGGCUCCACUGGAUGAUGCUGAAGAAAUUUUACAAACAAGGUUCCCAAUGCCACGCUAUGUUAACACAGAACAUGGAAGCAGCCAGGCACGGUUUCUCCUAUCUAAAGUGAAUCCUUCUCAGACGCAUAAUAAUCUGUACACAUGGGGACAAGAAUCUGGCGCUCCAAUACUAACAGAUGAUGUUAGUCUACAAGUAUUCAUGGAUCAUCUAAAAAAGCUGGCUGUAUCAAGCGCAUCUUAAUUUUUAUACUAAAGUCUCAAAAAUCAAUAAUCCUGUUGAAUCAUGCUGCUGAUAGAUUACAGUCUACCAAGAAACUAAUAACAUUCCUUUCCUUUUUUUAAAUCAAAGUUUUAAUUAACCCAUAUAAAAAGAGGAAAUUUACAUUUUAGAUUUAACUUAUUGAUAUACUUUUCUUUAUUCUACAAAUUUUUCAUUUUUAUGUUCUUUUACCAAGAUUAAAAUCUACAUUUAUACUGUC